UUCGUCUCCUCCACUGCUUCACUCACAGUCCGAAAAUUAAAGGGAAAAUAAGAAGAGGAGAAGCCCAUGAAGCUGUUAACCGGCGGCGAUUUCCUCAGAAACCCUGGCUUUAUCAAGAUCUCCGCCCUCGUUUUCAUCUCCGUUGCCUGCUUCUUCCUCGGGAAGCAGUCAUCCGGCUAUGAAUUUCCUCAGCUCAUCUUCUUCUCCGCCGCUCCUUCGCGAUCCCCCAUUGUUGCUCUGUCUCCGGACUUCGGUAAAACCUAUAACAUCUCCGCUUUGAUUUCUCGGAGCCGAGCUCAAACCAAAACCCCCACCCCGCCGGUAAUUCUGCCUUCUCCGCCGCCGCCGCAAUGGGUGGACGUGAAGACCUUCGGGAUCGUUAAUGAGAAUGGGACGAUGUCGGAUCAGUUCCAGAUUGGGGAGUAUGACACGGGGUCGGUGGAUGCGUGGGGGAAUAUGACGGAGAUCGAGAACGGUGGUGGUGGUGGUGGUGGUGGUGGUGAGAGUGAAUCUAGGGUUAGAGUUGGUGUGAAGAAAUUCAAGAUGUGCAUGGAGAAUAUGACGGAGUAUAUACCAUGUUUGGAUAACGUAGAGGCGAUAAGGAGGCUCAAUUCAACGGAGCGUGGAGAACGGUUCGAGAGGCAUUGUCCCGAGGAAGGGAAAGGGUUGAAUUGCAUUGUUCCCACGCCCAAAGGAUACCGUACUCGGAUCCCAUGGCCGAGAAGCCGUGAUGAGGUGUGGUUCAACAAUGUUCCACAUACUCGACUUGUUGAAGACAAAGGGGGUCAAAACUGGAUUUUCAGAGAGAAUGACAAAUUCAAGUUUCCUGGAGGUGGUACCCAGUUUAUACAUGGGGCUGAUAAGUACUUAGAUCAGAUUUCCAAGAUGGUUCCUGCUAUCGGAUUUGGCAAUCAUACACGAGUUGCUCUGGACAUUGGGUGUGGUGUGGCAAGUUUUGGUGCCUAUCUAAUGUCCAGAAAUGUCUUGACUAUGUCCAUAGCUCCAAAAGACGUUCACGAGAACCAAAUACAAUUUGCUCUCGAGCGUGGUGUUCCAGCAAUGGUGGCAGCAUUCACAACAAGGCGAUUAUUGUACCCAAGUCAAGCUUUUGAUUUAGUUCAUUGCUCGAGAUGUAGAAUCAACUGGACUCGUGAUGAUGGAAUCUUGCUUCUUGAGGUCAAUCGCAUGCUUCGUGGUGGAGGAUACUUUGCUUGGGCAGCACAGCCGGUGUAUAAGCAUGAACAAGUCUUGGAAGAGCAGUGGGAAGAGAUGCUAAACCUUACUGCUCGACUCUGCUGGGUUCUUGUAAAGAAGGAAGGAUAUAUAGCAAUCUGGCAGAAGCCCGUGGAUAACGACUGCUAUCUUAGUCGUGAUACUGGAAUCAUGCCUCCUUUAUGCAGCUCUGAAGACAACCCCGAUAACGUUUGGUAUGUGGAUCUGAAGGCAUGCAUCACUAGGAUUCCUGAGAAUGGAUAUGGAGUGAAUCUUGCUCCUUGGCCUACUCGUUUACAGACCCCACCAGAUAGGCUACAGACCAUACAAAUCGAUUCUUAUUUGGCCCGGAGAGAGCUCUUCAAGGCUGAAUCAAAAUACUGGGAGGAAAUAGUAUCAAGUUACGUCAAGGCCUUACACUGGAGGGAAAUGGGACUCAGAAAUGUCUUGGACAUGAGAGCUGGCUUUGGCGGAUUCGCGGCUGCAUUAAUAGAGCAAAAACUCGAUUGUUGGGUUCUGAAUGUAGUCCCUGUCAGUGGCCCCAACACAUUGCCUGUGAUAUACGACCGUGGACUCCUGGGAGUUAUGCAUGAUUGGUGUGAACCUUUCGAUACAUACCCAAGAACCUAUGAUUUACUGCACGCGUCAGGUCUCUUCUCCAUCGAGAGAAAAAGGUGCAAUAUGACGACAAUCAUGCUAGAGAUGGAUAGAAUUCUGAGACCAGGAGGACGAGUAUACAUAAGGGACGUAACCGAAGUCAUAACCCAUCUUCAAGAGAUUGCGAAGGCAAUGCGUUGGCGCUCUUCUCUGCGCGAGACGGCAGAGGGCCCUCAUGCCAGUUACCGGGUCCUUGUUUCCGACAAGCCCUUCCUCUGAUCCUAAAUCUUCAAUUCUAUCAGGAAAAGACAGAUGGCCGAAUAGGAGAGAACAAGAAAGAUAGCAAAGGCAUUAGCGCGUGUGGUUUGAUUUGAUUAUGAUUUCAUUGAUUUUUUUUUUUUUCAUAAUUUUUCAACAUAGAAUUUGUAUAAGAACCAAUGUUCUUCAUUUGAUCCAU
Molecule: messenger RNA, 2266 nt
Organism: Tarenaya hassleriana
Lineage: Eukaryota; Viridiplantae; Streptophyta; Magnoliopsida; Brassicales; Cleomaceae
Product: probable methyltransferase PMT12
Exons: 10
Coding region: 67-2088 (673 amino acids)
Cellular component (GO): trans-Golgi network; cytoplasm; endosome
Molecular function (GO): methyltransferase activity
Source: RefSeq, a predicted model, not a curated record